Molossus molossus (Pallas's mastiff bat) is the source of this 4104-nucleotide messenger RNA. It is a transcript of the gene IRS1, whose product is annotated as insulin receptor substrate 1. Gene Ontology annotation, biological process: insulin receptor signaling pathway. The record is from RefSeq and is a predicted model, not a curated record. Gene Ontology annotation, cellular component: plasma membrane; cytosol. The transcript is spliced from 2 exons. Lineage: Eukaryota; Metazoa; Chordata; Mammalia; Chiroptera; Molossidae. The coding region runs from base 209 to 3922 and encodes 1237 amino acids. Gene Ontology annotation, molecular function: insulin receptor binding; phosphatidylinositol 3-kinase binding.
UCUGGUCGGGGCUCUCUCCUGGUCACAGCCGCUGCGUCCCGCUUUGGCCGCCCUUCCUCAGCGCCAGGGGCAGUGUGGAUUUCGGAGUCGGGGUUUUGGCCGCCUCCAGCCCUGUUUGCAUGCUCGGGGCCGCGGCGAGGAGCCUCCGCCCCCCCACCGGGUGGUUUUUCGGCGCCUCCCUCUGCUCGGCGGUGGUGGCGGUGGCAGCAUGGCGAGCCCUCCGGAGACCGAGGGUUUCUCGGACGUGCGCAAGGUGGGCUACCUCCGCAAACCCAAGAGCAUGCACAAGCGCUUCUUCGUGCUGCGGGCGGCCAGUGAGGCUGGGGGCCCGGCGCGCCUUGAGUACUACGAGAAUGAGAAGAAGUGGCGGCAUAAGUCGAGCGCCCCCAAACGCUCGAUCCCCCUCGAGAGCUGUUUCAACAUCAACAAGCGGGCUGACUCCAAGAACAAGCACCUGGUGGCCCUCUACACCCGGGACGAGCACUUUGCUAUAGCAGCGGACAGCGAGGCUGAGCAGGACAGCUGGUACCAGGCCCUCCUGCAGCUGCACAACCGUGCCAAGAGCCACCACGACGGGGGUGCGGCCCCCGGGGCUGGAGGCGGAGGGGGCAGCUGCAGUGGCAGCUCUGGCCUUGGCGAAGCUGGGGAGGACUUGAGCUACGGGGACAUGCCCCCAGGGCCUGCGUUCAAAGAGGUCUGGCAGGUGAUCCUGAAACCCAAGGGCCUGGGUCAGACAAAGAACCUGAUUGGUAUCUACCGCCUCUGCCUGACCAGCAAGACCAUCAGCUUCGUGAAGCUGAACUCCGAGGCAGCGGCAGUGGUGCUGCAGCUGAUGAACAUCCGGCGCUGUGGCCACUCGGAGAACUUCUUCUUCAUCGAAGUAGGCCGUUCUGCGGUGACCGGACCUGGGGAGUUCUGGAUGCAGGUGGAUGACUCGGUGGUGGCCCAGAACAUGCAUGAGACGAUCCUGGAGGCCAUGCGGGCCAUGAGCGAUGAGUUCCGGCCUCGCAGCAAGAGCCAGUCUUCCUCCAACUGCUCCAACCCCAUCAGUGUCCCCUUACGCAGGCACCACCUCAACAACCCUCCACCCAGCCAGGUGGGGCUGACCCGCCGCUCACGCACCGAGAGCAUCACUGCCACCUCUCCAGCUAGCAUGGUGGGCGGGAAGCAAGGCUCCUUCCGUGUCCGUGCCUCUAGUGACGGUGAAGGCACCAUGUCCCGCCCAGCGUCGGUGGACGGCAGCCCUGUGAGUCCUAGCACCAACAGGACCCACGCCCACCGGCAUCGGGGCAGCUCCCGGCUGCACCCCCCGCUCAACCACAGCCGAUCCAUCCCCAUGCCUUCUUCGCGUUGCUCUCCUUCGGCCACCAGCCCGGUCAGUCUGUCUUCCAGCAGCACCAGUGGCCACGGCUCCACCUCUGACUGUCUCUUCCCGCGGAGAUCUAGUGCUUCUGUGUCCGGUUCCCCCAGUGAUGGUGGUUUCAUCUCUUCCGAUGAGUAUGGCUCCAGUCCCUGUGAUUUCCGAAGUUCCUUCCGCAGUGUCACCCCGGAUUCCCUGGGCCACACCCCACCGGCCCGCGGAGAGGAGGAGUUGAGCAACUACAUCUGCAUGGGAGGCAAGGGGGUCUCCACUCUCAUCGCCCCCAAUGGUCACUACAUUUUGCCUCGGGGCGGCAAUGGUCACCGCACCCUCCCAGGCACUGGCUUGGGCACGAGCCCAGCCCUGGCUGGGGAGGAGGCAGCUAGUCCUGCCGAUCUGGAUAAUCGAUUUCGAAAGCGGACUCACUCUGCUGGCACAUCCCCCACCAUUUCCCACCAGAAGACCCCAUCCCAGUCCUCCGUGGCUUCCAUCGAGGAGUAUACAGAGAUGAUGCCUGCCUACCCACCAGGAGGGGGCAGUGGAGGCCGGCUGCCCGGCUACCGGCACUCAGCCUUCGUGCCCACCCAGUCUUACCCUGAAGAGGGUCUGGAAAUGCACCCCUUGGAGCGGCGUGGAGGCCGUAGCCGGCCGGACACCUCCACCCUCCACACCGAUGAUGGCUACAUGCCCAUGUCCCCAGGGGUGGCCCCAGUGCCUGGCAGCCGCAAAGGCAGUGGGGACUACAUGCCAAUGAGCCCCAAGAGUGUGUCUGCCCCGCAGCAGAUCAUCAACCCCAUCAGACGCCAUUCCCAGAGAGUGGACCCCAAUGGCUACAUGAUGAUGUCCCCAAGUGGCAGCUGUUCUCCUGACACUGGGGGUGGGCCCAGCAGCAGCAACAGUGCUGCCCCUACUGGCAGUAGCUAUGGGAAGCUGUGGACAAAUGGGGUUGGGGGUCACCAUUCUCACGUCGUGCCACACCCCAAACUGCCCCUGGAGAGCAGUGGCAGCAAGCUCUUGUCCUGUACAGGUGACUACAUGAACAUGUCGCCAGUGGGAGACUCCAACACCAGCAGCCCCUCUGACUGCUACUACGGCCCUGAGGACCCCCAGCACAAGCCAGUUCUCUCCUACUACUCAUUGCCAAGGUCCUUUAAGCACACCCAGCGCCCGGGGGACCUGGAGGAGACCGCCCGGCACCAGCACCUCCGUCUUUCCUCCAGCUCUGGUCGCCUUCUCUAUGCUGCAACAGCCGAAGAUUCCUCUUCCUCCACCAGCAGCGACAGCCUGGGCGGAGGAUACUGUGGGGUGAGGCCGGAGCCGGGCCUCCCACAUCAUCUCCACCACCAGGUCCUGCAGCACCAUCUGCCUAGAAAGGUGGACACAGCUGCGCAGACCAACAGCCGCCUGGCUCGGCCCACAAGGCUGUCGCUGGGGGAUCCCAAGGCCAGCACCCUACCUCGGGCUCGGGAGCAGCAGCAGCCUGCCCUGCUGCACCCUCCGGAGCCCAAGAGCCCAGGGGAAUAUGUGAAUAUCGAAUUUGGGAGUGAGCAGCCUGGCUACUUAUCCGGUCCCAUGGCAUCCCACAGCUCACCUUCUAUCAGGUGUCCAUCCCAGCUCCAGCCAGCUCCCAGGGAGAAAGAGUCUGGCACUGAAGAGUACAUGAAUAUGGACUUAGGGCCCGGCCGGAGGGCCACCUGGCAGGAGAAUCCUGGGGUCAAGCCCAGCAGAGUGGGCCCCGCACCUCCGGGGACUGCCAGUGUGUGCAGGCCUACCCGGGCAGUGCCUGGCACUCGGGGUGACUACAUGACCAUGCAGUUGGGUUGUCCCCAUCAGAGCUACGUGGACACCUCCCCAGUGGCCCCCGUCAGCUAUGCUGACAUUCGGACAGGCAUUGUGGAGGAGGCGAGCCUUCCUGGGGCCACAGGGUCUGCUCCCUCCUCAUCCUCAGCAGCCUCUGCUUCCCCCACCACCCCUCAAGGAGCAGGGGAGCUGGUGGCCCGCUCUUCCCUGCUGGAGGCCCCACAGGGGCCCGGGGGCAUGAGUGCCUUCACCCGGGUGAACCUCAGUCCCAAAGGCAACCAGAGUGCCAAAGUGAUCCGUGCGGACCCCCAAGGGUGCCGGAGGCGGCAUAGCUCCGAGACCUUUUCCUCCACGCCUAGUACCCCCCAGGCAGGCAACACGGUGCCCGUGGCAGGGGGGGCUGCAGUAGGGGGCAGCAGCGGUGGCAGCAGCAGCACUGAGGAUGUGAAACGUCACAGCUCUGCUUCAUUUGAGAAUGUCUGGCUGAGGCCUGGGGAGCUCGGAGGAGCCCCCAAGGAGCUGGCUCAAGUCUGUGGGGCUGCUGGGGGUUUGGAGAAUGGUCUCAACUACAUAGACCUGGAUUUGGUCAAAGACUUCAAGCAGCGCCCUCAGGAGCACCCCCCUCAAGCGCAGCCUCCCCCACCCCCAACUCCUCAUCAGCCUCUGGGCAGCAGCCAGAGCACCUCCACCAGCCGCUCCAGCGAGGAUGUGAGCCCCUAUGCCAGCAUCAGUUUCCAGAAGCAGCCGGAGGACCUCCAGUAGCUCAACUGGACAUCACAGCAGAAUGAAGACCUAAAUGACCUCAGCCAAUCCUCCUCUUACUCAUGGGUACCCGGACUCGAACUGUUUCACGAUUCACAACCAGGACCUCACAUCUUCCUCCUCAGUAGAUGGUACGAAGCACCCAUUUCAGUUUGUUUACUUUACAAAUCCUCAGGACUCCG